Myotis brandtii (Brandt's bat) is the source of this 1776-nucleotide messenger RNA. RefSeq names its product C-type lectin domain family 2, member L (gene CLEC2L). The transcript is spliced from 6 exons. Bases 93 to 485 code for a protein of 130 amino acids. The record is from RefSeq and is a predicted model, not a curated record. Lineage: Eukaryota; Metazoa; Chordata; Mammalia; Chiroptera; Vespertilionidae.
GCAGCAGCAGCUGGAAGGGGGCCUUGGAGGACACCACCACCCGUCUCCUGCUCGGAGCCAUUGCCGUCCUCCUGUUCGCCAUCCUGGUGGUGAUGAGCAUCUUGGCUUCCAAGGGCUGCAUCAAGUGUGAGGCGCCCUGCCCCGAGGACUGGCUGCUCUACGGCAGGAAGUGCUACUUCUUCUCCGAGGAGCCGAGGGACUGGAACACCGGCCGGCAGUACUGCCACACCCACGAGGCGGCGCUGGCGGUGAUUCAGAGCCCCAAGGAGCUGGAAUUUAUGUUCAAGUUCACGCGGAGGGAGCCCUGGAUUGGCCUUCGCAGAGUCGGGGACGAGUUCCACUGGGUCAACGGGGAACCCUUCGACCCCGACACAUUCGCCAUCGCAGGCCUGGGGGAGUGCGUCUUCGUGGAGCCCACCAGGCUGGUGUCGACGGAGUGUCUGAUGACGCGGCCCUGGGUGUGCAGCAAGAUGGCCUACACGUGAGGGUCCAGCGCCAGCCUCCCUGCCAGGCCUCCCGGACGCAGCAGCCCCGGGUGACCACGCCCUCUCCCAGCACCUCCAGCUCUUCACACGGAGCCUUCACACGGCGCCUGUCACCUUGCCCUCCAUGACGUUUCCUCAUGUCACCUGACCGCUCCUGCACCUGAUUAUAAAGCCCCGGGGAGCAGGCUUUGUGUGCCUGACCUCUGGGAUGUACAAACGCGCACUCGAAGAUGACUGUACGUGACAGUGUACACAGCAUCAUCAACCGUUUCCCACGGUGGGAGAGCGCGGGCCCAGCGUCAGAAGACUCGUGUUUGGCCUUGGUGGGCAUGGCAUGGCAUGGUUUUUGGAGGCACAGCAGAGACGGACUCUUGAACUUGUUCUGCUUCAAUUAGACAAGCUCAUGCACAUGCUGGGUGGGCGGGGUGGGGGUGGCCCGGAAGCACAGGGGCACCGAGGGAGGCUGCCUCAGUCUCCAAAAUGUCCUUUGCCUCAUUCACGCAGCCUCAUGAGGAGCCGGCUGCGAGGGGGACCAGCUUCGGGGAGUUUCCAUCAGGGAGGGGCUGGCUGCUGAAGGCCCCUGUGACCCCCGGGAUAGAGCCCUAAUUAACAUCACAGCCGAGACCUGGUUUCUAGAAAUGGCCACUGCCCGCUGAGAGCUUACAGCAGGAGUGGGGAGGAGGGGAAGGAGGCAGCUGCCUCUCUCCCCUUCCUGCUCUGUAGCCAGCUCCAGGCUCGGAGUAUGAGAUUGAAACGGGCAUCCAGGAAGCCCCCUGCCACCCCCACCCGAGAUCCCACCUCUCUGCUAAGGCAGCGGGGAGUGGACACACACUGGGCCUGGCUCCCAAGCCCUGCCCUGGGCCAGUCAGGGGCCAGCUCGUCCCAACAAGCAGUUGUGGAGUUCAGCCCACUGUGCCGAACCUCUGACCCCAGGCUUCACCUCUGUCGACUAGAAUCAUGCCUGCCCUGCCUACCUAAUAGGGUUUUGAGAAUCAUGGACGUUAGGAUUUCAGGGGUUAGACAUGAUCGACCCCAUGAGGCCCAGAGAGGUUAAGUGACACGUCCAAGGUCACACAGCUAGUGGCAGCAGGAACAGGCCUUGUGGCGCUCCUGUUCCCUGUUUAUUCUCUCAUCACUGCAUGUAUCAUGCUUUGUGUAUUUGUGUACUUGUUGGCCACCCGCGUGGAAAUUAAGCUCCUAGAGGUCAGGGGUCCCCUCGCACACUUUUCUGUUUCUCUGGCGCCUGGUACAUACAGAAGGUGCUCAAUAAAUGUGUGUUGAACUAAACUGA